CAGGGCAGGAUGUCCCGCUCCGUCACUAACAAUAAGGAAUAUGCCCAAAUGUCUGGGACUCACCGGUCGCGCUCUUUUGUCUCGGUCCAUUGUUGCGCCCCGUUUUUUUGCAGGAAUUAAUCCUACUUUCUUCCCUCUCUCUUUUCCCUGCCUUCUUCAAUCUCGCGAUACCUGGCGCUUUGGGACCUAUUACUACCGAUAAGCCUUCCUUGUGCUUGUUGUUAUCAGCUGGAAUACGCACCGGGACAUAUAUAUUAAUAUCCAGCAAACAUGCUCGACGCAAAUCACUUUGGUGGUGUCGGGAAUGAGCACGGACCAUCCCCCACCGACAACUACAAGAGGGCGGUAUAUCGGCAACCCCCAACUCGAUUUUCUGUAGAAAUGCUCACCCCAGCUAAGCAAGGCGGGAGCUACAGCUUUGGAAUGCGCAUCUGCCCGAUUACUCGUGGUGACCGCUCUUCCAUCUCAUCCGACGGGUCCAAUUCCGAGUAUGACAUCUGGCGGCGGUGGGAGGACUGGCUCUGGUUUCAAGACUGCGUUGAAGAGCAAUAUCGUAUCCUAGCAAGGGCAAAGCGUCAACGCCUUUUGGCCGGCAAAGGGGUAAAGAGGGAUGGUUUCUAUAAGCAGGACAUGGCGUCGUCUUGGGAGUCUUUACCACCAGGCCCCGAUCCUCACUCGGUUGCUCAAGAUAUCCAUGAACUGGUCCCCAAGUUAACCAAGAAGGGAACCGUCUUUCGUGCAAGUCAGGCCACUAUUGACCAGCGCUUUGCCGAAAUCCAGGCGUUCGCCGAAGCACUUUUCAGAGAUGACGUUCCUGUACUGCUGUUAGACCUCAGAAGUGAGCGAACUGUCACUGAUUUCUUCGGUCUUUGGCGUAGAGAUUACGAUCUCGCUCAGAAGUUAGAGAAACAAUCCCGUUCGAAGCGAUCGUCGAAGACAAAUAGCAUUCUCUCUGGCUAUUUUUCCAACGCGUCAUUGCCGUCAAUUGACACAUCUUCUCGGCGGUCCAUGGACAGUAUCUCCAAGAAGUCGUCUACAUCCUCUAUUAACGCUUCCAUCCAGAAUUUCACGUAUGGUGCCUCCAUCAGUAGAACCUCAGUUGCUACCUUGUCCCCUCCAAUCAUUGUCGAAAGGCGGCGGCGGGCAAGUUCAGUAUCAUCCGACUCGGCCUCUACGAUAACGGCUGCGUCGUCAAGAAGUUCAGGCUCCUUCCGAUCCGUUCCUUCUAUCGCUGAGGAGACGUCUGUGUCGUUUGGUCAUAAUCCUCAGAUCUCUCAGGACCAAGGCUCGUCAUAUUUGGAGGCCUUGCCUGAGGAUCGAGAGUUCUCCAGUAAAUCCAGCUAUCGAGGGAACCCUACUGCUUCCUCUCCGACACACCAGUCGGCCUUAGCGCGAAAAAGUCGCCGUAGUGUGCAGGUCAUUGGUGUACCAAAGGAUUUCACUCGGGGCAUGGAAGAGCUCAAUCUCAAUGAGGAUCAACCAAGAAAUCGUGCUGUCCGGGAAUCAUGGCAAACGAUGAUGUCGGGCACCUCUAUCAUUGAUGGUAUUGGACUGACCAUGCCGCCCUCUCCCGAGGACAUGUCCCGAAGAUCAAGAUCAUCUGUCGCUAGCUUUGCUACAUUCAUGACCGAUAGCUCUGCGGACGCUGUCAUUCCUCGGUCCACGAUGCCCCGCCCUGUCUCUAGUGCCACUAUCGGAAGGCAUCCAUGCCGUACUCGGCCUACCUCAACCCUAUCUGAGGGAGACGUAUGGUCGGAUCCUGAAGGAGAUCUGCUCGAUACUUAUUUCCGUGAUGCCUUCCAACGCCCUGACUCUCUUAUUUCCCGCAGCUACGGUGGCAGUCGCUCACAUGGUCCAAUUGGGUACCAUUCUUCUGGCGCCCGGUCACUUGAAUCUAUAGAUUUCAUUAUGCCUUCCGAAGCGGACGAUAACUAUGAUAGUAUCUCCACGCUAGAUAUUCCCAUGACUGCGCGGCCCGUACUCCCCCCUUCCCCAACAGCCUCCAUGUUCUCUACAAUAACGUCGGCAAGCGCUGGCACCUCGCUCUCAGGCAUGAUCACUGACACCCCAAUGACACCCACUGCCCCAAUCACUGUUAAAGCUGCUUAUAACGGAUCCAUUGUAGUCUUCCGUGGUACCCGUGAUGUCCCUUUCAACGAUGCUCGAUGUCGUAUACGCGAUAAGUUCAUCAAACAGGAAAAUAUCAGGCUCUCUGAUUCCUUCGUCUUGGCGAUCGUCGUCGCUGACGAUAAUUCUGCUCUGACUGGUGCCCGCCGGUCGAGCUCUCUUUCCUCAAUCUUCGAUAUGGAUAUGAAACUGAUAUCCACACCCGACGAAUGGCGUUGGGUGAUGUCCUACGUGAAGAGUAGUAAAAUCACGCUUCGAGUACUUGAAGACUAUUCAUGAUACGGUUGUUCAUUUUAAAUUUAUUACAUCUUCGACUUUAGCACUUACCACUCGCUUAUCUUCGUUUUCAUCAUAUUUUCCCUUGUUUUCCACGUACAUUUCACCCUUUUAUCCGUUCGGUUCUCCUGGGUGGACCAUCUUCUCGGAGUUCAUAGAGCUCAAUGUCUUUCGUUAGGAUGAAUAACAUCU
Molecule: messenger RNA, 2595 nt
Organism: Desarmillaria tabescens
Lineage: Eukaryota; Fungi; Basidiomycota; Agaricomycetes; Agaricales; Physalacriaceae
Exons: 7
Coding region: 271-2406 (711 amino acids)
Molecular function (GO): phosphatidylinositol binding
Source: RefSeq, a predicted model, not a curated record